ACACUAACUGCAAACUCAGCAAGGAGGAGGCAGCCUGCGUACUCUAGCGGAUGGAUUCAAUAUAGACUCAGCAGGACACUUCUGAUGCCCUUUGGUGCUCGGACUGUAACUUUCGUGUGGCAGGAAAGUUACGUGUCUCCUGCUGUCACUGUGCAUGGCGUUUCUAUGGUAAUGCACUGCUAUACUGUAGCUACAUGUAUUUUAAGUUGUUUUUGUGGUAUUUGAUAGUAUGGUCGUUUGGUCGUUAGAGGGUUUUUUUCCAGCCCAGUAGAGGAAAAACAAAACGUUCUUUUUCUUUUCUUUUUUUUUAUUUAGCAUCCUCUUCCGGUAACGAAAUACACACGGCGCUUUCUCACCAAAAGCAAAGCGUAAUUUGGCACACUCUUUAUCCGCUACAUCGCCUGCGUAUUUUGCGCAUCACCAAGAGGAGCGCUAGGAACUCGUCUUUCAAGCUACACUGCAAAAAAUAUCCACCGUAACUAACGUUUUUUCCAUUGACAUUGUUUUUUGUUUUUUUUUUGUUAAAAGUUCCUGAAACGCGUACAACUGUAUUUUCAGUAAGUAGAACAAUCUCACCUCCGUGGCAUAAAUUUAAAUCAGUUGCUUUGGCGCAAAGUUGGGUUGUAAAACUCACUUUAAAUAACUUGGGCUGGUGACUUUUUGCAGCGUUGGCAGUAAAACCACGUCAUUCUGUCAAACAACUCCCCUUUUUCCUCCCUGUUGGACCAACAUCCACAGUUUAGGAACAACUGGAUAAAGAUUUUGGAUCAGAAUCACAAUCAUGAUGACCGGAUUUCGACUGAACUUGUCGCCGCUGAAGGAGCCUCUGGGCUUCGUCAAACUGGUGGAGUGGCUCACGGCCAUAUUUGCUUUUGGAAGCUGUGGCGGAUUCUCGGGGAGCAACAUCAUAUCUCUCUUCUGUGGCGAUGGCAGCAAUGAAACUCUCAGCGCCAACUUUCACUACCCAUUUAGGUUAAGCCAGGUCCCACUCGUCGAGGGAAACACCACAAUUUGUAACCACUCUGUCACGACGACACACAUGGUGGGAGACUCGGCUUCCUCAGCGGAGUUCUUUGUAGGCAUCGCCAUUAUCUGCUUUCUGUACAGCAUGGUGGCUCUGUUGGUGUAUUUAGGCUACAUGCACGUCUACAAGGACUCUGACUUUGGACCCAUUUUUGACUUUGUGGUCACAGCGAUCCUGGUCUUCCUGUGGCUGGUGUGUUCGUCCGCCUGGGCGAAGGGCCUGCAGAAUGUGAAGGAUGCCAUAGACACUGAUGGCAUCGGCGCCACGCUGGCACUCUGCAAGGGGAGCAACGUCACCUGUGAGGUCACAGAGUUCGCCAACAUGCGGACCCUCAACAUCUCUGUGGUGUUUGGCUACCUCAACAUGUUUGUGUGGGCGGGCAACGCUUGGUUUGUGUACAAGGAGACCCGUUGGCACUCCCAGAAAUUCUCCUCUCAACCCGGACCGGGAAGGCAGCAGGUCCCCGCCCCCAUCUAACAUUCAGUACAAUAUAAAGCAACACACAGUCGCAUGCAAAUACACACAGACACAGAAAUCAACAUGUACACACACCACACAUAGAUCAGACUCAAACUGCCACAAUUUGAGCACAUGUGCAUACACUCACAUGUGCAUGAAGACAUUACUACACACAAAAAAAAAUGCUGUGUGAAGAUGAUGAAGACAGACAAAAUGAAGGAUAAAUUGACAGAUGGUCAGUUUAAAAACUGAUGGAUUUGGAUAUAUAUUGGAUUUUGAUCUUAUCAAUACAGUAGCAGCUGUGUAGGUAGUACACAGAGCGUAAUUCCUCGCACAUUCAUGGCAUACUUGAACAGUUCUAAAAGCAACGUGAAUUUCCCAAAACGAUUUCCUCUGAAGACCUGAGCAACCCUGCAGCAGUAGGAGGCGGGGGGAGGAGAAAGUGCCAUAACUAAGGUUUUAUGUGUAUUUUAUCCUUUGUUAUUUUUUGUUUUUACCUGUUUUAUAUACUAUAGCAACGCCAAUGCAAUUAGUAUGUGAAAUCCUUUUAAACGUGCCUUAUUACAACACUUCCUAGAUGGUUUCUUAUGCUUUAGUAAGCACAUACAUGCAAAGACAAUGACCAAAUGUGUUUGUAUUUUUUAAACUUGAGCUUUAUAGCAGCAUUAUGGCUUGUGAGGUUUUCCUUAAUUCUCUGGUCCAAUUUUAGGAUACUGGCUGAAUUUAUUAUGUUUAAUUAUAUACUGAUGAGUGUAAGGUACUUUAAACUCAUCUGUUUGUCUAUGACAUAAAAGCAACCGCAAUUUUAACGUCUGCAGCAAUAAGGAUAAUGUGAUGAGGGUUGUCAGGGUAACAGAGAGGGUAAGACGGUUGUCUGUAGGGCACCAUGAAGCAUACUACUCUAGAAAUUACAUUCAUUGUAAUUUAUUGACACACAGUUUAUUGCAUACAUUUGAUAUUGGCCUUGACAUUGAGCCAUGCAUAUUUUGUAUGUUUACACCUUGUGUAUCUAAAAAAGUGACUCACUCAAGUAUUCAUUCAUUCUUUCAUUCAUUGGCUCUCCCACCAUUAGCUCAUUUGCUCUCUAGUGGUGGCUAGCAGGUGUUGCAAUGUCUAGAUAAAACUAAACUAGGAUUAUUCAUUUACAAAACUAGCGUAGAGAUGUCCUCUUUUCAUGACGUACACUAAUGAGGCGAAUCCAUAUAAUAGUCUUUAUCCUGCACUGAUUUUCCUCAGUAAGGUAAAUCUAUGCAGACAAGGAGACAUGUUAGAUAAACCUUGAGACACUUUCUGACAUGGACUGUGGAAAAUGGCUUCCAACCCAGAUAUCAGGAAGAAGGUUUGUAUAUUCAUUGUAUGAUGUUCUUAUCACAUCCUUCACGGUGCACUCAUAUGGUGCUUAAUAUGCUUUCACGAUGUCCUUUAAAGCACUGUGAGAGUGUAACUCCAUAAAAAUAAUGCUUGAUUGAGAGUUGGCUACUUAAUUAGUUCAGGAAAAUCUUGCUGUGUGAUUUUGAUUUAUUUAAUCUCUCCUAAGGUACCAGCUGAAGGUUAAAUCCUUCCUUGAUUGUGUCAUUUAAAAAAAAAAAAAAGAAUUUGUUAUUAUCAUUUUGAAUGUAGUAGUGACUUCUGCUUAACUCCUUCAUUCAUCACUUUUUUUGCAUCACUGUUAAACAGAAACAACUCUACCAAAGCUCUAUUGUUUUCUUCCCUGUUUAAGCUUACAUAUCUCCAUGUCAUGUUAAAUCUGUUAUUUUGCUGUUGUUCAAAACAGUCCAUCUUGUUUUUUGAUUGUCUAUUUUUUUUAAAUCCUCCACGAGACACCAAACAGUGAGCUGGUGUUGUGUUUUAUAAACUGUGUCCCCUUUUUUGCCUUAUUUUUCAUUCUCAGAAUAUGUUAAUGAUUAUUAUUGAUCAUUUUCUUUUUCUUUUUUGUCUGUUGCCUUUUGAUAUAGUAAAAAUGUAAGUGGGAUGAUGCAAAUUAAUUUAACUUUGCCAAAGCACAAAGUUAAAUGACACAACAAAUGUGUGGGGUAUACUGGUUAUGCCGCUGCAUUCUUGUAAUCAUCACCCAACUAGCUAUAGCUUUGUCAGUGAUUCCUAUGCAUUUAACCUGCCAAAUUGUCUUAUUCUAGAGAGACAUACAUUCACUCUGUGACAUGCACAAUUUCAAUAUAUCUUUGUUUUUGUUUUUCAAUAAAAAUGAAUGAUAUUUUCAUUAA
Molecule: messenger RNA, 3705 nt
Organism: Siniperca chuatsi (mandarin fish)
Lineage: Eukaryota; Metazoa; Chordata; Actinopteri; Centrarchiformes; Sinipercidae
Gene: sypl1
Product: synaptophysin-like 1
Exons: 5
Coding region: 782-1501 (239 amino acids)
Cellular component (GO): synaptic vesicle membrane; synaptic vesicle
Source: RefSeq, a predicted model, not a curated record